AUGGUCCUACCGUCUCUCUCUCGCUGGGUACGCCCCAUGUUGCUGCAUUCAUCCCGCUGUCUGAGCACGUACAAACCGGACAUUGCCGCUGUCAAGAAGCUGCGCACCGAAUCGCAGGCUCCGCUCCAAGACGUUCGCAACGCCCUCGUCGCCACCGAAGGCGAUUUCCCAGCCGCCUUUGAGUGGCUGCGGAAAAAAGGCAUCGCGUCGGCCGGCAAAAAAGCUGGACGAUGUACGGCCGAAGGGCUCGUGGGCAUCCACGUGACUGAGAACGGCCUAUCUGCCGCCAUGGUCGAGGUUAAUAGUGAGACGGACUUUGUCGCCAUGAACGACACGUUCCAGGCGCUAGUUCGGUGCGUAGCCGACGCACUGACAACCUCUGAACCAGUCAUUUUGUCGGCCGGUCGGUCGGUCGUAACCGACUUUUUGUCGGCCGACCAAUUGGCGGUCGUGGACGUGGACGGGUCGACCGUGGCGGACAAGGUGCCGGAGCUGGUCGGCGUUGUUGGGGAGAACGUCGUGGCUACACGUGCUGUCCAAUUCCAGCUUCCGGAAGGUCUCAUAUGCAGCUACGUGCACAAUAUAGCCGCUCCUGGUCUCGGUCGUGCCGGGGCGCUGGUAGCGCUCCAGUUUCCAAGCAAAACAGCGUCGGCCGACCAGAUCGCGGGUGUCCAGGAGCUUGGUCGGCGCUUGGCCAUGCACGUUGUGGCUGCGCGGCCGCGCUUUCUCAAUCGGGAGAUGGUGCCGCAGACGGUUGUGGACAAGGAGCGCGCGUUUUUAACGGAGCAGGUGAAAGAUUCCGGCAAACCGCCGCACAUUGUGGCCAAGAUGACGGAUGGACGGCUGGCCAAGUUCUUUGGCGAGGUCACGUUGCUCGAGCAGGACCACUUGGUUGAAGAGGGGAACCCGAAAGUGGGCGCCUUUGUAGCGCAACAAGCGACCAAGUUGGGCCUCGACGUGUCCGUGGCGGCCUACGAGCGCUUUGAGGUCGGGGAGAGCAAGGAAGAGGAGAAGGAUGACGCGUAA
Molecule: messenger RNA, 1026 nt
Organism: Peronospora matthiolae
Lineage: Eukaryota; Oomycota; Peronosporomycetes; Peronosporales; Peronosporaceae
Source: the annotation of a GenBank genome assembly